Arachis stenosperma is the source of this 1551-nucleotide messenger RNA. RefSeq lists its product as uncharacterized. The transcript has 3 exons. The coding region runs from base 1 to 1551 and encodes 516 amino acids. NCBI's taxonomy places the organism in Eukaryota, Viridiplantae, Streptophyta, Magnoliopsida, Fabales, Fabaceae. The record is from RefSeq and is a predicted model, not a curated record. Gene Ontology annotation, molecular function: RNA-DNA hybrid ribonuclease activity; nucleic acid binding. Gene Ontology annotation, biological process: DNA integration.
AUGGCGGAUUUUUUGGUUGAAAUAACAGGAGACCCAGGCGAAGACAUGGGUACACGGUGGAAGCUCCAUGUAGACGGAGCCUCCAACCAGACCUUCGGAGGAGCCGGGAUCAUCCUAGAAAGUCCAAACGGGGUCGUAUACGAACAGUCGGUCAGAUUCGAGUUUCCCAUCUCGAACAACCAAGCAGAAUACGAAGCCCUCAUAGGAGGCUUGACCCUAGCAGCAGAGGUCGGCGCAAAAAGGCUGGAAGUAUGCAGCGAUUCCCAAGUCGUCACUUCCCAAGUAAACGGCAGCUACCAAGCCAAGGACCCCUUGUUGCAGAAGUACUUGGAAAAGUUAGCCAGCACGAAGCCAGGGGAGGGAAACCGGUCUCUCAUCCAAGGCAUGACAAGGGAACCUGCAAUUGUACUACACACAACAACCCUAAGUUCUUCAUGGCUAGACCCCAUCACAAACUACCUAGAACACGGCCAAGUCCCUGCUGACGAAAAGGAAGCGGUGAAAUUAAGGAGGGAAGCGGCCAAAUACGCCGUCAUCCAAGGACAGCUAUUCAGAAAGGGGCUCAGCCAACCCCUACUGAAGUGCCUGCACCCCGACCAAACGGACUACGUCCUCAGGGAAGUCCACGAGGGCUGCUGUGGGCACCACAUCGGAGGAAAAGCCCUAGCAAGAAAGUUGAUCCGAGCUGGGUACUACUGGCCGUCGAUGAUGGCAGAUUCCAAAGAGUUUGUCAAAAAGUGCAUAAAGUGCCAACAGAACGCCAACUUUGCCAAGGCACCGGCAAACGAGUUGAGCUUGCUGACGACCUCCCGGCCGUUCGCACAGUGGGGAAUCGACCUCUUGGGGCCCUUUCCCGUCGGCCCUGGGCAGGUGAUAACACGGUUCGGGAUACCAGAAGUCGUCAUCUCGGACAACGGCACACAAUUUGCCGACAAAAAGUUCACAGAAUUUCUCAACGGCCUAGGUAUAAGGCAAAAGUUCUCUUUGGUAGAACACCCUCGGACGAACGGACAAGUGGAGUCCGCCAACAAGGUUAUCCUUUCAGGGCUAAAGAAGAGGUUGGACAACAAAAAGGGUGCUUGGGCCGACGAGCUGGCAUCAGUUCUCUGGUCUUACCGAACGACCGAGCAGUCCUCCACCAAGGAAACCCCUUUCCGGUUAACGUACGGGGUGGACGCGGUAAUACCCGUAGAAAUCGGAGAACCGAGCCCACGACUUCUUUUGAAAGGGGUGGAGGAAGCCGUAGAAAAGGACCUGAUAGAAGAAGCCCGAGAAAUGGCCCACUUGACAGAAACGGCGCUAAAACAAAGAGUUGCGCUCCGCUACAACACCAAAGUGCUCAAAAGGGAAUUCGAGCCAAACGACCUCGUCCUGAGGCGAAAUGAUAUCGGCCUGCCGACCCCCGGAGAAGGCAAGCUGGCGGCUAACUGGGAAGGCCCAUAUAGAGUCAAGAAAGUGAUGGGAAAAGGAGCAUUCAAACUAGAAAGGCUCGACGGCAAGGAAGUCCCGAGAACUUGGAAUGCGGACAACCUUAGAAGAUUCUACUCCUAG